AUGAUUCUGCUACUGCUGCCACUUCGAGUUGUAGCAGGUGGUAUGAAUUCUAUGGUCGAGCAAGGUGGACAUACACACAAGUGCAAUGGUGCUUUGCGCAACAGAGCUCUUCAACAGUUAUUACUCAGGAGCAAAGAAAUCCACAGUAUUACUGGGGGGGGUGCUUGGUAUAAUGGCAAUAGACGCAAGUUGAGCUGGAGAGCCAAGGGUACGAUAGUUGGCCAGCCCGACUUCGACUCAGGCGAAAAUUCGAACGACGGUCCCGCCAAGAAGGAGAUCUACACAUAUCAGACCAAACUCUCGGCUGGAACUUACGAUGUCCGCUUGAACUACUAUCAGGAAGGCCCCUACUGGGACGCUGAUGCUGCCAUUGAUCAAAAUGUGCAAUUCCAAAUACCUCUGGGAGAGUAA
This is a messenger RNA of Penicillium daleae, 411 nucleotides long. RefSeq lists its product as uncharacterized. The coding region runs from base 1 to 411 and encodes 136 amino acids. Lineage: Eukaryota; Fungi; Ascomycota; Eurotiomycetes; Eurotiales; Aspergillaceae. The transcript has a single exon. The record is from RefSeq and is a predicted model, not a curated record.